CUGAGGAAAGCAACGGUAAAUCAUUCGUGUGAUUCUAUCUCCCCUGUUUUCAGGCAUCAAACGAACCGUUUAGUUUGUGAGCUGUAAACAUGGUGAAGAAGAAAGUCAUUGUGGCGUUGAUGAUGCUGGUGGUGGCAGCCGUCGCCACCUUCGUAGGCGUGUUCUUCAGUGGCGGGAAAAGGAAACCUCCAAAUGAAUACUUUAAGGCAGCUGUGGCAGCAGACGCUGGGCUGUGUUCAGAGGUCGGCAGAGUCAUCCUGAUCAAAGGUGGUUCUGCAGUAGAUGCAGCCAUCGCUGCUAUGCUGUGCACUGGACUGGUGAAUGCUCACAAUAUGGGAAUUGGAGGAGGACUGUUCUUCACGAUCUACAAUGCAACGACUGGAAAAGUUGAGACCAUUGAUGCCAGGGAAACUGCGCCUCGCAAUGCAACCCAGGACAUGUUUGGAAACAGCACAGAUUUAUCCCAGACGGGAGGGUUGGCUAUUGCGGUACCAGGACAAAUUCGAGGUUAUGAGAUGGCUCAUCGACGACACGGUAAACUGCCCUGGAAAGACUUGUUUCAACCCAGCACUGAUCUUGCUGAGAAAGGUUUUCCUUUGGGAAGGGCACUGGCCGAUGCAUUGAAAUUGUACAAAAAAACCAUCAUCAAGAACCCAGCCCUGUGUGAAGUAUUUUGCGGGGAAGAUGGUGAUGUUCGAAAAGAAAAUGAGACCAUCAUGUUUCCAAAGCUCGCAGAAACCUACAGGAAAAUAGCAACGGAGGGUCCGAAUGUAUUUUACGAAGGACAACUAGCACAGAACCUUGUGGCAGAUAUAGCAGCUGCAGGUGGAAUCAUCACAAUGCAGGAUCUUGAGGAGUAUGUGGCGAUCUUGGAUGAGGAACCACUGAGGGUAAAUGUGGGGGAGUACACCAUGGUGGCUCCCACCGCCCCCGCCAGUGGGCCGGUGCUCUCACUCAUACUAAACAUCCUGAAAGGAUAUAACUUCACCUCAGACAGUUUGGGAAGCACUGAGAAUAAGGUCCUGACCUACCAUCGCAUUGUGGAGGCCUUUCGAUUCGCUUAUGCAAAAAGGACACUUCUGGGAGAUCCAAAGUUUGUGAACAUCAGUGAUUUGAUUCAGAAUAUGACAUCUGACGUCUAUGCCGAUGCCCUCCGUGAGAAGAUAACAGAUGACACCACACAUGACACAAACUACUAUGAGCCUCAAUUUUUUCUGCCUGAAAACCACGGGACGACACACAUCUCUGUAGUAGCAGAGGACGGAAGCGCAGUGGCAGCCACCAGCACCAUCAACCUUUAUUUGGGCUCCGAAGUCAUGUCUAAUUCAACAGGGAUUGUACUCAACGAUGGGAUGGACGACUUCAGCUCUCCACUCUUCGACAAUUACUUUGGCUUACCUCCUUCACCAAACAACUUCAUUAAACCAGGUAAACGGCCGACAUCCUCUAUGUGUCCUACCAUCCUGCUUGACAAAAACAACAAAGUUAAAAUGGUGGUCGGUGGCUCAGGAGGAUCUACAAUUACUACCUCAGUUGCUCAGGUGAUUCUCAAUGUUCUGAACUUUGACUACGAUGUGAACAAAGCUGUGUCAGACCCUCGACUCCACAACCAGCUCGAACCAAACGCUACUGAGGGAGAGCCUGGCUUUGACAAAACUGUCAUGGCCGGUUUGGCGUUAAAGAACCAUACGACAAAGUUCCAUGACUCUUGGGUGGGUGUAGUUCAGGCUGUAGUUCGUUAUGAGGAUGGUCUUCGUGCUCAGUCGGACCCUCGGAAGUGGGCUUAUGCUGCAGGUUACUGAGGUCAUAACUACAUCUGUGAUGUCACCUCCAGACUGAUGCUUCCUAAGGUCAUAACUCGUAACUACACCUGUGCUCAAACCCACGAGGACCUUGACACCAGCGGUAGAAGAACAAAUGAUUAACUUGAUAAAGAACCAGAGACCGAUGUUCACUGUUCUGUGUUCUUUAAAUAUAUUAAACAAACAAACCAUUCUUUGUUCUGACCUUGAAAAAAUGUAUCUUUAAAUUAAUUGUGAAUAUUGAUUCUUGUCGUCUCCUUGUUUCCAUGUGAUUUUUAUUGUAGAAGGAACUAGAGAUUCUUCCAGACAAUGCAGUUCAUCACCUGUAAACACUGUGAAAUUAUUUCAUUUCUCUUUGUAGAAGUCAUGUGUAACACAUAAAAAUGUGUAAAUCUUACUUAUUUAUGAAACACUUUUGUAAAUCAUUCACAAUGUAAUACUGUAUACACACACACACACACACACACACACACACACACACACACACAGUAAUGGAAUUUUCUGAUUCCCUUCUUUGUUUCCAUAUCCAUUCCUGACUACUCUUCCCCACUACAUGCUAACUUUCCCGAAUACCCCCCACUGCAUGCUAAUUUUUGCAUAUUCUUACCCAAAUGCCCCUACUGUAUGUGUACAUUUUCUUGCAAGGUAACAAAAGGUGACUGAUUGUCAAAGCUGUGAGUUCAUCAUUCAGUCAAAAGGCCCUUUGAGGAGACUGGAGGUGUCACUUGCAAAUGUGAUUCACCCUAUAAAAGGUGGAUCUUGUGAGAAGCUCUUUGUGUUUUCUUCACAAUCGCCACUUGUGUGCAGA
Molecule: messenger RNA, 2610 nt
Organism: Sphaeramia orbicularis (orbiculate cardinalfish)
Lineage: Eukaryota; Metazoa; Chordata; Actinopteri; Kurtiformes; Apogonidae
Product: glutathione hydrolase 1 proenzyme-like
Exons: 13
Coding region: 90-1802 (570 amino acids)
Biological process (GO): peptide modification; glutathione catabolic process; regulation of inflammatory response
Cellular component (GO): plasma membrane
Molecular function (GO): glutathione gamma-glutamate hydrolase
Source: RefSeq, a predicted model, not a curated record